Messenger RNA from Hemibagrus wyckioides, 1496 nucleotides. It is a transcript of the gene wdr4, whose product is annotated as WD repeat domain 4. Gene Ontology annotation, molecular function: tRNA (guanine(46)-N7)-methyltransferase activity; protein binding. The record is from RefSeq and is a predicted model, not a curated record. Gene Ontology annotation, biological process: RNA (guanine-N7)-methylation. Lineage: Eukaryota; Metazoa; Chordata; Actinopteri; Siluriformes; Bagridae. Bases 47 to 1321 code for a protein of 424 amino acids. The transcript is spliced from 11 exons. Gene Ontology annotation, cellular component: nucleus; tRNA methyltransferase complex; cytosol.
GUAAUAAUAAUGCGACCCGGGUUUUCACACGUGAGUAGUAGCUAUCAUGGCUGCUGUGUGUUGUGCGGGAGAAUGGCUGGUGAUGAGCAGCUCGCAUCAUUUAAUAGCUGUGAAUAUCAAAGAGAGCAGGGAACCGUUUGUGUUUGACUGCACUAAAGCAGAGCAGAAACCAAAGGAAGCUGAAACUGACAAAAGUGACGGUGGAGGAUCUCAGGAGAAAGGAAGUGACCAGAUUCUCGCUCUCGGCUUGUCAGCGUCAGGAUGUUACGCUGCUCUGACGGAUGACAACAAAAGGCUGAUUCUAUUUCGCACCCAACCAUCGUGGCAGUGCAUCAGCACAAGGUGGGUAGUGCGCAGGUGUACCUCUCUGGUGUUCAGUCAGGCUGAGGAUGAGCUCUUUGUGGCAGAUAAAUCUGGAGAUGUCUAUUCAUUCUCUCUUCUGGAGCCACAGAAACCGGGUGAGCUGAAGCUGGGUCAUCUCUCCAUGCUACUAGGAGUUACUCUGUCUCCAGAUGAUAAGUACAUCAUCACCGCAGACCGUGAUGAGAAGAUCAGAGUGAGCCUUUGCAAAUCUCCAUACAACAUUCAGGCCUUCUGUCUGGGACAUGGAGAGUUUGUUAGUGCCCUGUGUGUUCCAGCUGGACAUCCUGAAUGGCUCCUGUCAGGCUCAGGGGACAGUACAGUGAAACUUUGGCAUUAUGAGUCUGGCCGGAGGUUACAGAGCAUCGACCUACAGCAGCAUGGCUUUUCAAAGAGCUCUGAUACAGACACUGAAAAGCCACUAAGGUUUGCAGUGAGUCGGAUCAUCAGCUCGCCGGACGGACGCCACGUUGCUGUGCAGUGUGAGAGGUUUCCCUCCAUUCAGCUGUUUGCAGUAGAGGAAGGAUCAGAUGGGCGUUUGACUCCGACUGAGACACUCGCUCUGCCCCAGAAUCCCUGGGAUAUGACCUUUGACACUCAAGGUCGACUCUGGGUCUUAUUGGAGAACAAGGACACAAAUGUACUUUUGUACACGCACAAAGAGGAGCGCUGGCAGAGUGAAUCAGAAAGCCCUGAUCUGCAGAGAGUAUCAGAAACACUGCACACCCAGUGGGAGCUCUUUAAAGCUUCCAUCGGUCUGGAGAGUCGGUUCCAUCACCUCUACAAGGUGAACUUCGACAACAUGGCAUCGUACUUACAGAAGAAAAAGGAGCGACUGCUGCAGCAGAAUCAGCAGGGAGGAAAGAAGAGAGCAGUACGGCAGUCGAAUGGGGCAGCGAAGAAAAGCAAGACGGAGAAUGAAAGCGGAGACGUUUCUCAGAAACGCAGCACCGAGAGCUAGGACCUGGGAAAGACGCAGCAGAUUUCAUUUUUUAUAUGACUUCAUUGGAAUUUUGGUGGAAAUACCUCUCCAUUCAGAUUUCAUCCUGUGUUUCACAUUCUAUACAUAUUAUAUUUUUGGAAAUACACAAAGAUUGAAAAUGAAUUUUAAAAUAAAUGCUUUUUUGUUUGCUGUA